Molecule: messenger RNA, 1908 nt
Organism: Peronospora belbahrii
Lineage: Eukaryota; Oomycota; Peronosporomycetes; Peronosporales; Peronosporaceae
Source: the annotation of a GenBank genome assembly
AUGAAAGGCAUCAAAUGGAACAAGAACGCAUUCCCACCGUUGAACCUCACAGCACAGCAGGAGUCAAAAUUCCGCCACCUGGCACGCGAUUUGGUGCGUGAGACGUUGGCACAUGCCGAUUCGUUUCAAAAAUUGCCGGAGUCCGAACGGGACUUGGCCAAACACACAGGAUGGAAAAGGGUCAAGACCCGAGCCAACUUGACGGUCUUCAAGGAGCGACACCCGCCCAAAAUCAUCACGGGGACGUGCUUCGACACUCCGGAGCACCAGAGACUCAUCGAAAACAAGUGGAAGACGCCUCGACUGAUGAUGAGCGUGGGUUCAAUUGGUGGCUCGCUUGACGACGUCAUGUACGGUGUCGUAAUGGCCGAUGCCCAAGACAUGAUGCUAAAAACUGCCAUAAUGCGCUAUCCGCUUACGGACGGCGCUGUACUAGCGCAGAUUGACGGACCUUCGUCCGACGUACCGUUCCGGUUUCUUGGAAUCAAGUGGCUCGUCCGAGGACCUCCCGCCAUAUUUCGGGGCUUUGUGCAGCUGCAAGACUUGGUAGUCAUCGAGGCAACGGGGGUCUUCACGCGCUCCAAUGGCGAACGCAUCGGUUAUCAAGUACUGCACUCGGUGGACUUGGACGGAUAUGACACGCUACCUGGACGCUGUUUGAUGCGCGGGAGAAUCUCAAGCUGUAAGAUCUUUAUAGAGAAACAGAGUGGGCGACGAGUUGACGUGUACGUUCGCGGCUACGUGGAGCAGCACGGCAAACUGUUAAAUUCGGUGGUUCUCAAAACGGCGUCAACGGAAUUUCUGAGCGCAUGCAAUGCUGCCGAAUGUAGCCAGGUCAAGAAGCUUCAGUGGUUUCUUGAAAACCCACAGCGUGUGACUUGGGAGCAAGACGCAGCGAUGUGCUCCCAGGGCCCCGUCGCUGGAACACCGAUGCUAUCGCACGCCAGUACGAGCUAUACUGAGUCAAGAAGCAUCUUUUUGCAUAGCUCCACUGCAAUCAGCCUCAAUGAUCGGUGCGGUGGCACAUGUGGCCGCAAAAUGAAGAAAGCUGGCGUGUGCUCGCUCUGUCACAUUGCAGUAUGCUUCAAGUGCCACGUUAGCAAAACGCUAAUCUCCACUACAUGCGAUCUAAAGCUUGAACGUCAAGAGCGUGUCAUUUGCCGGUCGUGUGUGGCAAAAGUUCGAUUUGAGCCUGUGAUAAGUAUCGCAAAGCAGGAAAUCGACGAAGGCCGCUACCGCUGUUGUCUCAGCAACCAGUCUCGGCAGGCACCAUCUGUCAUUGCACACGCGCCAUGGUCCGCAGUACCCUCACCGUCCUGUAGAUAUGCUAGCGCAGACCCUACUUCAGAAUCGAACUUCUUCAUGGCAGAUCCGAAUGCAACUACACACUCGAACGUUGAUUCCUCAGGCAGUGCUGUCAGCGCCAUGGUUCUUCAGUGUCUACAACAGCUUGAGCAGCAACAAGGUCAGGUUCCUAACGCUCGUCUUGAACGCUCUAGGUCUUGCUGGUUUGGUCGUCACAAGAAGCGGAAGCAGGUGAAUGACGAGUGGAGGCCAGUGCUGUUCGAAGAAUCUACGAUGCUUCGUGAGUGCCAGUCGAGAACUCUUUCGCAAUGUUCGACGGUUGCCGAUUCUAUGAGCACAACCUCACCUAUCAAUUCGAUCAGCUGGCCUUUAUCCAUCCAAGACAGCGAGAGAUACACCGCCGUGGACGAAAACAACGAGGACGGCUGGUCCAUCACUCCCGCGUUUACAGAGUCCAAACAAGAGCGCCAACAAUUGUGGCAACAAUUGACGGAGUUGCAAAUUGCCGUGGAAAACACGUACCAGAUUGCAAAGCGUACAACAGCUUCUUGCUGCGGUCUGGGCUUCAGCUCCGUUGGAGAAAGAACAAGUGAACAGAUUUAA